Messenger RNA from Acinonyx jubatus (cheetah), 11441 nucleotides. RefSeq names its product protein tyrosine phosphatase receptor type G (gene PTPRG). The transcript has 29 exons. Gene Ontology annotation, biological process: protein dephosphorylation. Gene Ontology annotation, molecular function: protein binding; protein tyrosine phosphatase activity. Bases 3065 to 7054 code for a protein of 1329 amino acids. NCBI's taxonomy places the organism in Eukaryota, Metazoa, Chordata, Mammalia, Carnivora, Felidae. The record is from RefSeq and is a predicted model, not a curated record.
GAGACAGAGAGAGACAGAGCAUGAACAGGGGAGGAGCAGAGAGAGAGGGAGACACAGAAUCCAAAACAGGCUCCAGGCUCUGAGCUGUCAGCACAGAGCCCGACGCGGGGCUCGAACUCACGGACAGUGAGAUCAUGAGCUGAGCCGAAGUUGGACGCUUAACCGACCAAGCCACCCAGGCGCCCCUUCUAUUCCUACUUUUAAAAGAGCCAUCAUUUCUCGCACGGAUGUAACUAGAGAACAAACCUCGCAGAGAUGGUUGAAUUUGUUUUCACUUCUAUCCUCUGCCUAGAAUCAAGAUCAAGGAGAGGCCAGAUUUUAUUUCAUUCUUGACUCACUUUGAUAAGAGCCCAAGGUGAGGGACACAAAUGGCAAUGGGGAAACCUUAGAAUUGAAAUCCAGUCCCUGCUUUAAAAAGUCUUACUCAUGAUUGACCAAAAGCAGUUUUUCUUCACAGAAAGCAUUAUAAAUAAUGUUUAAAAUUGUUAGUUUUUGAGGCAUCUGGUGGCUGAGUCAGUUGAGCAUCCGACUCUUGAUUUUGGCUCAGGUCAUGAUCCCAGGGUCAUGGGAUCGAGCUCCCCUUGGGGUUCUGUGCUGAAUGUGAAGCCUGCUUAAGAGGCUCUCUUUCUCUCCCACCUCCCUCUCUGCUCUGCUCAUUCUCUCUGUAAAAUAAAAAAAAUUUUUUUAAUGUUUAUUUAUUUUUUGAGAGACAGAGAGAGAGAGAGAAACAGAGCAUGAGUGGGAGAGGGGCAGAGAGAGAGGGAGACACAGAAUCCGAAGCAGGCUCCCCAGGCUCCCGAGUUGUCAGCACAGAGCCCGAUGCGGGGCUCGAGUUCAUGGACGUCAAAAUCAUAACCUGAACCAAAGUCGUCGGACACUUAACCGACUGAGCCACCCAGGCGCCCCCCUAAUUUUUUUUUUUAGUUUUUCAGAGCCCUUUGUCAAUGAAAGAGAUUUUUACAAUGAAAAUCAGUAAUUAGGAAGAAUGCAACGUUACUUAUCUGGCUCUCCUGCCGAAAACGUAUAAUCUCAUUCCAAUCUUGGGAUGACAUCAGACACCCCAACGUGAGAAACCUUCUACAGUUAACUGAUUGAGGACACAUUUUUUUUUAAGAUCAGGAAGACUGAGGAACUGUCACAGACUGGAGGAGGCUAUGGAGAAAUAACUAAGCGCGAUAUGGGAUUGGAAACUGUAAAAAGACAUUAAGGGAAAACCUGGUACAGUUCAAAUAAUGUCUGUCGUUCUACUUAAUAGCAUCAUGCCAAUGUUAAUUUCCUGGUUUUGAUCAUUGUAUUAUGGUUAUGCAAGAUGUCAGCAUUGGGGGAAGCUGAGUGAGGGCUAUGUGAAAACUCUGUGCUGUUUUUGGAACUUUUCUGUAAUUCUGCAAUUUUUUCAAUACAAAUUUGUUUUUUCAAAAGCAGUAAUUACUAUGUGUAACCAAACCAAGUUAAACAGUUCCCAUUGUUCCCUUAUCCUGCUAGCAGUUUAAAUAGCACUUCACAGAAAUAGUUUACAAGGGUGUUUUAUGAAUAACAAAGCCACGAAAGUAUUGGUUGCACAUACUAAAUGGCAAAUUUAGUUUUUAAAUUGAGAUGAUACAUGAAACUUUUUCAGGUUAGUACUUGGCCUUUAAAAAACUAUUAUAAAAGUAAUUAGGCUUACUGUAAACAUUUCAGUAAUAUAAAGCAGAGAGGGGUAUUCUUAACUCCUAUCUCUACUUCCCCUGCCAUUAUCAAGGUUAUGCCUCCCACUGUGAAAAGUUAGGUGAAAAGUUCGGGUGUCUAGGUCACCAAGUCCAGACCACAGAAUAUCUAUUAAGCAGAAUGUGGUCAUGUUGCCAAAGCCCUUCCAUAACUUAUUCCCCGCCCUUCAACCUAACAGGAACUCAGGGCUUUCUUCAGGACAUGUGUUUCUCCCUUACCUGUUAUAAAAUAUCUUUUACAUCUGCCAUAAUGUGUUCAUUUAGCUACUCCUAUAUGAAAAUUUCAUCUGUCUUCCAGAUUUCAUCCAUCAAGUGUUUAACAUCUCCUCUCUUGACAUUCCUCUUUUUUUUUUAACGUGUAGCCUUUAAUUCAGGCCUACAUUUUUCUACCAGAAAGAGAGUAUGGCGUCUGCCUUGUGCAAGCUCUGCUUUCGUUUUUUUAAUUAUUUUGUAUCUGUAAUGUAACUUCCUAGACACCAAAUGUCUGGGUCCAAAUAUAAUAAUGUUUUGCGUUUAAUCUGCAAAGAAGAAAAGUCAUAUUUAAAUUCUGUGGUUUCCAGCUUGUAUUUAAUUUUUAGACCAGUGUGGCCCUGCAGGGAGCUCAGAAGUGUGACUUUGUGUUUGGAUAUUUAUUCCUAAGUACUGAGAAGGCGGAUGUUGUACAGCAUAGAGAAGUAUGUGAGCAAGCUGGCCUGGCCUUCAGAAGUUAAUUUUGUGUUUUUAAACCCUGGUGUAAGUGCAUCGCCUCCCAGCAGGGGGUUAAUAAGUAACCCACAGAGAAGUGGCACAGGUGCCUAGAUUUAGUUGUUCUGUAGUUUAUCAUGAGACCCGAAAGGAGGGGGAAACAGCUGAAUAAACAGUUCAAAGAAGUUUAUCAUAUUCGAGUGGUUAGUAAAAAUAUACUAAAGAGAAUGAAUUUCGGGAGUUGUGUGUAGGCCUUGGGUAGAAAAAGCAGUAAUGGUUUAGGUGCACUUGAGAAACAUGUAGGUGGGAUGCUAAUAUGUUUACAUAUAGGAGUUUCUGAGACAGUGGGACAGAAAUAAUGGAAAUGAUGGCAGUACCGGGGAGAAAAAGAUAAAGGGGAUCCUGGUUGGUGAAGGAAGAUAGCUCUUUGGUUCCAAAAUAUUUAAACCCCAAACAAGCUGUGGGUGUUGUGGAUUUAUUGUGUUAGCGGUGACACCUUUCAAAAUUAGGAAGAAUGAGGUGCCUAUGGUCCCGAGCACUGGGUCACAUCAAGCGUUAGCUGCAGGGGCCGUCAUCAGUCUCCCAUAGACAUUUUAGACCAGCAUGCACAGGUUGGCGAAGAGUACCAGGAGCUACAACUCGAUGGCUUUGACAAUGAGUCUUCAAACAAAACCUGGAUGAAAAACACAGGGAAAACAGUUGCCAUCCUUCUAAAGGACGACUAUUUUGUCAGUGGUGCUGGCCUGCCUGGCAGAUUCAAAGCCGAGAAGGUGGAAUUUCACUGGGGCCAUAGCAAUGGCUCUGCAGGUUCUGAACACAGCAUCAAUGGGAGGCGCUUUCCUGUGGAGAUGCAGAUUUUCUUUUAUAAUCCAGAUGACUUUGACAGCUUUCAAACCGCAAUUUCUGAAAACAGAAUAAUCGGAGCCAUGGCCAUAUUUUUUCAAGUCAGUCCAAGGGACAAUUCUGCACUGGAUCCUAUUAUCCAUGGGUUGAAGGGCGUCGUACAUCAUGAGAAGGAGACCUUUCUGGAUCCUUUCGUCCUCCGGGACCUCCUGCCUGCAUCCCUGGGCAGCUAUUACCGGUAUACAGGUUCUCUGACCACCCCACCAUGUAGUGAAAUUGUGGAGUGGAUAGUCUUCCGGAAGCCUGUCCCCAUCUCUUACCAUCAGCUCGAGGCUUUUUAUUCCAUCUUCACUACGGAGCAGCAGGACCACGUCAAGUCGGUGGAGUAUCUGAGAAAUAACUUCCGACCGCAGCAAGGGCUGAAUGACAGGGUGGUGUCCAAGUCUGCGGUCCGCGACGCCUGGAACCAUGACAUGACAGACUUCUUAGAAAACCCACUGGGGACAGAAGCCUCUAAAGUUUGCAGCUCUCCGCCCAUCCACAUGAAGGUGCAGCCUCUGAACCAGACGGCGCUGCAGGUGUCCUGGAGCCAGCCGGAGACCGUCUACCACCCACCCAUCAUGAACUACAUGAUCUCCUACAGCUGGACCAAGAACGAGGACGAGAAGGAGAAGACGUUUACAAAGGACAGCGACAAAGACUUGAAAGCCACCAUUAGUCACGUGUCACCGGAUAGCCUUUACCUGUUCCGCGUCCAAGCCGUUUGUAGGAAUGACAUGCGCAGUGACUUCAGCCAGACAAUGCUCUUUCAAGCUAACACUACUCGAAUAUUCCAAGGGACCAGAAUUGUUAAAACAGGAGUGCCCACAGCGUCUCCUGCCUCUUCGGCCGACAUGGCCCCCAUCAGCUCGGGGUCCUCUACCUGGACGUCGUCUGGCAUCCCCUUCUCAUUUGUCUCCAUGGCGACCGGGAUGGGCCCCUCCUCCAGCGGCAGCCAGGCCACCGUGGCCUCGGUGGUCACCAGCACGCUCCUGGCGGGCCUGGGGUUCAGCGGUGGUGGCAUCCCGUCCUUCCCCAGCACCGUGUGGCCCACGCGCCUGCCCACGGCCGCCUCUGCCAGCAAGCAGGCCAGCAGGCCCGUCCUAGCCACCACAGAGGCCUUGGCCUCCCCAGGCCCCGACGGCGACUCGGCGCCCACCAGGGACAGCGAGGGCGCGGAGGAAGGGGAAAAGGAUGAGGAGAGCGAGAGCGAGGACGGAGAGCGGGAGCAUGAGGAGGAGGGGGAGAAGGACUCCGAGAAGAAAAAGAGCGGGGUGACCCACGCCACCCAGGAGCGGAGCCAGGACGAGCCCACCCCCACUCCCUCGUCUCCCGACAGGACUGCGGAGGCCGGUGGGCGUCAGACUCUGCCUGGGCACGGGCGAGACCACACUGCCGUCCCUACAGCCCGGCCCGAUGAUGGGAGGGAUGCCCUCCCGGGCCUGGACGCCGGCUCGGUCACCUCCACCCAAGUGCCCGCCACAGUCGCAGAGGAGCGUUUCGAAGGGAGUGAUCCUGGGAGGCCCCAGAUGCCAUCGAAAAAGCCUGUGUCCCGAGGGGACAGAUUUUCCGAGGAUAGCAAAUUUAUCACUGUCAAUCCAGCAGAAAAGAACACCUCUGGAAUGAUAAGCCGUCCUUCUCCAGGGAGGAUGGAGUGGAUCAUCCCUCUGAUUGUGGUAUCAGCCUUGACCUUCGUGUGCCUCAUCCUUCUCAUUGCUGUGCUAGUUUAUUGGAGAGGGUGUAACAAAAUAAAGUCCAAGGGCUUUCCCAGACGUUUCCGUGAAGUGCCUUCUUCUGGGGAGAGAGGAGAGAAGGGGAGCAGAAAAUGUUUUCAGACAGCUCAUUUCUAUGUGGAAGAUAGCAAUUCACCUCGGGUGGUCCCCAAUGAAAGUAUCCCUAUCAUUCCUAUUCCGGAUGACAUGGAAGCCAUUCCUGUCAAACAGUUUGUUAAACACAUCGGUGAGCUGUAUUCUAAUAACCAGCAUGGGUUCUCCGAGGAUUUUGAGGAAGUCCAACGCUGUACGGCCGAUAUGAACAUCACUGCAGAACAUUCCAAUCAUCCAGAUAACAAGCACAAAAACAGAUACAUCAACAUUUUAGCAUAUGAUCACAGUAGGGUGAAGUUAAGACCUUUACCAGGAAAAGACUCUAAGCACAGCGACUACAUUAAUGCAAACUAUGUCGAUGGCUACAACAAAGCGAAAGCCUAUAUCGCCACCCAGGGACCUUUAAAGUCUACAUUUGAAGAUUUCUGGAGGAUGAUUUGGGAACAAAACACUGGAAUCAUUAUCAUGAUUACGAACCUUGUGGAAAAAGGAAGACGAAAAUGCGAUCAGUAUUGGCCAACAGAGAAUAGUGAGGAGUACGGAAACAUUAUUGUCACGCUGAAGAGCACAAAAGUACACGCCUGCUACACUGUGCGUCGUUUUUCAGUCAGAAAUACAAAAGUGAAGAAGGGUCAGAAGGGAAACCCCAAGGGUCGUCAAAAUGAAAGGGUAGUGAUCCAGUAUCACUACACACAGUGGCCUGACAUGGGAGUUCCUGAGUACGCCCUCCCGGUCUUGACCUUUGUGAGGAGAUCCUCAGCAGCCCGCACGCCGGAAAUGGGCCCUGUGUUGGUGCACUGCAGCGCUGGUGUGGGCAGGACAGGCACCUACAUUGUAAUAGACAGCAUGCUGCAACAGAUAAAAGACAAAAGCACAGUUAACGUCCUUGGAUUCCUGAAGCAUAUCAGGACACAGCGUAACUACCUCGUCCAGACUGAGGAGCAGUACAUUUUCAUCCACGAUGCCUUGUUGGAAGCCAUUCUAGGAAAGGAGACUGAAGUAUCUUCAAAUCAGCUGCAUAGCUAUGUUAACAGCAUCCUCAUACCAGGAGUAGGAGGAAAGACGCGGCUGGAAAAACAAUUCAAGCUGGUCACGCAAUGUAAUGCGAAGUAUGUGGAAUGCUUUAGUGCUCAGAAAGAGUGUAACAAAGAGAAGAACAGAAACUCUUCGGUCGUGCCAUCCGAGCGUGCUCGAGUGGGUCUUGCACCAUUGCCUGGAAUGAAAGGAACAGAUUACAUUAAUGCUUCUUAUAUCAUGGGCUAUUAUAGGAGCAAUGAAUUUAUUAUAACCCAGCAUCCUCUGCCACAUACUACGAAAGAUUUCUGGCGAAUGAUUUGGGAUCAUAAUGCACAGAUCAUUGUCAUGCUGCCAGACAACCAGAGCUUGGCAGAAGAUGAGUUUGUAUACUGGCCAAGUCGAGAAGAAUCCAUGAACUGUGAGGCCUUUACCGUCACCCUUAUCAGCAAAGACAGACUGUGCCUCUCAAAUGAAGAACAAAUUAUCAUCCAUGACUUUAUCCUUGAAGCCACACAGGAUGACUAUGUCCUAGAAGUUCGGCACUUCCAGUGUCCCAAAUGGCCUAACCCAGAUGCCCCCAUCAGCAGUACUUUCGAACUUAUCAAUGUCAUCAAGGAAGAGGCCUUAACAAGGGACGGCCCCACCAUUGUUCAUGAUGAGUAUGGAGCAGUUUCAGCAGGAAUGCUGUGUGCCCUUACCACCCUGUCCCAGCAACUGGAGAAUGAAAAUGCUGUGGAUGUUUUCCAGGUUGCAAAAAUGAUCAAUCUUAUGAGGCCUGGAGUAUUCACAGACAUUGAACAAUACCAGUUUGUCUAUAAAGCAAUGCUCAGCCUGGUCAGCACUAAAGAAAAUGGAAAUGGUCCCAUGACAGUGGACAAAAAUGGUGCUGUUCUCAUUGCAGAUGAAUCAGACCCUGCCGAGAGCAUGGAAUCUCUAGUGUGAUUGGAAUCCCGAACGGGCACUUAAUUUGUAAAACUUCUGAAGACUGAGAACUUUUUUGAGGCCUUUUUUGCCAGACUCUAGGUUAUACAAUAACCCAGUUACUUUUUUACACUGAUAAAAGUUUUGAUAUUUAUUUUUUGCCAUUUUAUGUCUUAAUGGUAUCCUACUGAGCAUUUGCACCUCUGUUCAUUUCACACAGUGAAACGCAAUUUUACCUAGUUUGCACUAUAUGAUCAGUGUUACUGCCUAUAAUCUAAUCCUAAAGCAAGCCCUGAUGUGACAUUCCAUGAGAACACACAUGCUACUUUUUAGUUCAGUACAGUGAAGGUUUUGUCAGGACAGUGGAUCUUGGUUUUUUUAUUAUUAUUGCGAAAGCAGCUGCAUCCUCCUAGCAGGCAAUGCUGAGCUUUUCCUCGGUCCUCUCCUCUGUUUGUUUUAGGCACUGCUCAAUACUGUCUGCCUUCUGUACUUUAAUGGAGUGGAUGGGCAUUGUUUUCUUAUAAAGAAUAGCAGGUUCCUGGGAGCUACUGAGACAGUCUGUUAACCUCAUGGCCUUGAAACAGUUCCGUUUAUGACGGUAAAGGUAUCCAUUAAGAAAUUAGAAGGCUUAAGAGCUUUAUGUGAACAUCACUUAUUAGUUGAAGUUAUAUUCAUAGCUUAAAAAAAAAAUUCCCCAACUGUGUCAAAAUAAAGGAUAUCUCUGUAUUACAGUUUUCACAGUAGCUAUGUGGACGGUGUGUGUUAUUUCCAUCUUGACCCUCUGAAAUAGCUACACCCUGCAGUCAGGGCUAUCUUUUACAAUAGGGAUAUGGCAAUAGUUUACACAUCUCCGCUAUCCCUUGAGUAACUCUCCAUUAAUGCUUCUUGGUUUCUAAUACCAUACAUCAUGGCAGGUAGAACAAUGAAAAUUUCUGCAGGUGUGUAACUUUGAAAUUAGCCCUCUAAAAUAUCCCUAUUACUCGUCUAGCACUCUAAUAAAAACUACCUAAAUAGUUAACAUUCUUUUCUUUCCUUUUUUGCCAAAUAUUUCCUGAUAAAUUCCAUAAUGACAUAUAUUCUUGUACUUAGGAUAAAACUGAAAAUACUUUAUUAGCAAAAGUCUUGGGACUAUGUAGAUUCCCACACAUGGAGAAGUCUGAUUUGGAAAGACGAAAUCAGAAUCUUGAAUAAAAGAGGAUAUGGACAUUUUCAAAUAGAUUUUCAAAGAUGGGGAUGGCUUGGUGUGGUUUAGCCCCAAGAACAGACACACUUCCCUCAAAGAGGCUAAUAAUCAUUACACAGAGCCCAAGGAACUUAUCUGAUCUAGCCUCUGGAGCCAUAUUCACCCUGCCGUAAGUACACAAUUGGGAAAUUAGGAGCAAUAAGAAAUUUCAGUUCAGUUAGAAAAAUAAGCUCCUUACUGAGAUCUGUUCUAUUACAUAUUUGUGUUUAAGGGAUGACUUCUGUUAGAAGUGAAGUCCUCACCAGAACUGGGCGUGUCAAGAAGAAAAGAGUUUUGGUUAAUUUUUAUGUCAAUAAACUUCAACAACAACCCCAUACUGGCUACUAUCAAUACUAUCUGGGUAGGUUCUGUGACAUUAAUGAUAAUCAGCGCUGAGGUUCUGUUUCUCUUAAGUCAGCUUUCUGUGAAGUCUGUCAGAGUGGUGCUGAGGAAGCAAAGCCACUAAGGAGAGGCUACCGGCCAAGUUUGGGAGUUCCGAUGCAUAGCCAGUUGAUGGCGUUUUCAUGAACUGUGUCACCUGCCAGGGUUAAUCUCAUGUUUUCAUCACAUAAAUUCUACAACAUGGCAAUAGUCCACUGUUCACGAACCAUGUAGGUGAGGCUUAAGGAAAGGUGCGCAAGUGAGCGAAGUCCGCUAAACUGUACGUGCUAGAGGAAAGAACACCUCUGCGGCCCCUCCGCUACCGUCAGAGGUUAACACCAGGAAGCUCUAUCUACACAGAAGGAGAGAAGCUUGAACACAGAAACACCACAGCUGCCGGAAGGCUGAGGGGAAUCAGGAAGGGCAAGGUUGCAGAUCAUGGCAAGAGCUAGAUCCUUUUCAGUCAAUCAAGCAGAUUAUACUUAAUUUAUAUAGAGUAUUGAUAGGAGUGAACUCUUUUUUAGUAGUUGGCACAGGUUUGGCUGUGAGAAGUAAUGUUCGAGUUGGGGUUCAUGGUCCCUUGGUAAUUUUUUCUGAGACAAGUGAACACUGCUUAGAAAACAGCACGUAUUUCCUUCUGUGCUAUUUAUAGAGGGCUCAAUUCGUGAAAACCGUUAAGUUCCAACACAAUUCUGUGACCAUUUCUUACAUGGGUAUCGUAGUUACAAUAAAAGAAAGAUCGCGAGUAAACGGAAGCAUUGAAAAGGGUGGCUUGAAGUUCUCAGAGAAAUUGUGUGUCUAUAGUGGGCUUGAGCCAAAGUCUGCAAAUCCUCACACACUGGAACAUGAGCAGUUGCUGUUUGCCCAUCUUGCCUAAGUGGUCCAAACACACUUCAGUGAGGACAGCUCUGUUCAGCAGUUCUUUCCUCACUUGCCCCAGAGAGUGUAUCCUGAAUAUGAUCCUUCAUUUGUUAUCAGUAGAAAUAUGCUUGCAUCUUUCCAGAGGCAGAGAGUUUCAAAGAUGGUGUUUUGUUUGAGACAUGAACACACUGCUUAACUACACAACAAGGUUAUUACCAUUUGCACUCAGGGGGAAAGGAAAUAGCUAUUGCAAACGAUCAUGUGCUAUUUUAUAAAAUAAGCUGGUGGGUGUAUGAAUUUAGCUCUAGGUGAACAGAAUGCACACAUCAUACAACACUGGACUGCAGUGAUCAGAACAAGUGGCCAUACUGGGCAUCAGAGGAGACCCCUUACUGGCAUCAGGAGAACUCUUUUUGCAUCCAAAAGCCACAAUGUCUUCUUUUAUAUACGCGUGUGUUAAAAAGUUAACUUCUGAAUUUCAAAAGUAAGAUCAUUGAAUUGGUUUUCCUAAAUUUUUAUGCCUUGGAGCUUUAAGAGUCUAUUUCAAGUUGAAGAGUCCAGCACGGUCAGAGAAGUUGAUGGUGUUCAAGGUUUGGCUGUUGGAAAUUUUAGCCCAGAGUGACAUACUGAAAUCAACAAAUAACCUUAAUUAUUUUAUAAUGACACAGCACAACUGCCUUGUUAGGAAUUUUUUUCUUAAAAUGCAUAUAUAUUUAAAAAUUAAAAUAUAGAUACCAAUUUACCAAAGAUACAUAUUACUAAUUCUAAGCAAAAAAUAAACCCAAACUCAUCACAAUUUAAGAAAUAAUAAUCAAAAUGUAGUUUGUCUUAAGAAUUUAGCAAUUAUACUGGAAAAUGCAUUUUCAACUCCUGUGUUCUAAAGAUUAUGUUCAAAAGGUGCCAGUGAAUUUUUAUAUGAAGGGAAAAUGCCUGCUUUUUUUUUUUUUAAACAGCUAUAAUUUCACUUACCCCUUUGCGCUUUCCCUUAGUUGCCAUUUAACAUGCGAUACUGGCUUUACUUAUCUCUAGAAAGAAGGCAUGCUACAAAUAGGAAGGAAUUGUACUAAUAUUUGGCCUCUACUUUGUCUUAGCUGUUAAACUGUUUUUAGUAUUUUUGUUAAAUAUUUGCAAAGGGAAGCAUUUUCUACAGAGGAUAAUUAAUUUCAAGAAAAAUCUUGAGUUUUAAGAAAUAAACAUCUCCAGAAAAGGAGACAGCCGAUUUUAUAAAAUGUUGCAACUCUCCAACAUUUGGGGUAGUGACUCCUUUUUUGUUAGGACAUUUGAAACUAGCAAGCAGCCAUUGUUUCUAAAAAAGAAAAAAGAAAAAAAAACCUCAGCCUUCAUGUUAAUUCAUGUUUCUUUCACUUCAUUUUGAAAUAGCUAAAAUCACUAAAACUGUAAAUAUUUUGUUGCUUGGAUAAGCAUCUUCUGGAAACUUUGUAUCUAUGGUAUAUAAUCAUAGAAUUUUAUAUUUUCAUAUAAAGCUAAUUUUUUUCUAGUUUCAACUCCGUCAUAGUUUUGUUUUGUUUUGUUUUUGUUUUAGUUUUUUGGGUUUUUCUUUGUGGUGGAUAUGUGAAUUCAACUUUCUGUAUAUUGAAGUAGCAAGAACUGUAUCUUUGCAUUCCAAAAGAAUCCAACACGUGUUAUUUCUUUGAGGCAGUGAUUGUGAAAAUUGGGUUUUCUUUCUUAAUUCCAUUGACCAUUUGUGCAAUAGGAAUUAGACAUAAUUAGUCACUGAAUACAUUCGUUGCAUUGACCCAUUUGGAAAAAGUGAUUGUUGUUUUGUUUUGUUUUUUUAAUUUGUUCAGGGGGGAGGGGUUUUGUAACCUGAAAUUUUUCCCUUUUUUCUUCUGUUUAAAACUAUAUCAAAUCAUUCUAUUAUAGUGUUAUUUAAUAUGUAAAUUGUAUUGCUAUACAUAAAAUAAAGUAUGGUUUUUGAUGUAA